Messenger RNA from Aspergillus welwitschiae, 1155 nucleotides. RefSeq lists its product as uncharacterized. The transcript has 6 exons. Lineage: Eukaryota; Fungi; Ascomycota; Eurotiomycetes; Eurotiales; Aspergillaceae. The coding region runs from base 1 to 1155 and encodes 384 amino acids. The record is from RefSeq and is a predicted model, not a curated record.
AUGGAUUCCACCGGCUGGGGACAGAAUUCCGGUACCCAAUCAUGGCCUCCCACAAAAGCCAUCGAUGCCAUCGAGACCGUCCAUUUCACCCUCUUGCCAAACGACCUUAGAUUUAAUCCAGUGAUUUGCGAAAACAAAAAUAGUCGAGAGAGCCUCUUCUCCUGGUGGCUUCUUGACUUCAUCGACGUCUUUUUCGCUACCUCUCUUCCCACCGGACCCCCUGGUACGAGCAAACCACAAUUUGUUCUUGCCUGCGUCUGGGUGGAAUUUCCGGGAAAAGAUCGGGAUCGAGCUUGUUGUCGAUCCAAGGCCCGAUCCGCAUCGCAGCCCCGAUUUUUAAACUGUGGAUAUCCUCUAGGCUGGAGGGAGCCACAGCCACAAAGGGGGGAAGAAAGAAAAGAGAGAGAAGGGCGGAGGAAGGCAGAGAGACAGGAGUCCAGAUCAUUGGGCUUUCACGCUCUCACGAUCCUCUGUGCGCCACCACCGGCCAGUCACCAGUAUAGACCUGGCCUGGGUUCUGACGAACACGUCCCUAGGGGGGCCCAUUAUUGCCCUCAUUUCCGUUCCGAUAGUCUUCUUUACCCACCUGGCUGUGAAGGACCUGCCCUUCCAAGCUCUGACGGUCAGAAGAUCCGUUGGACUACUUGGGCUCUGCUGACCUGGUUGGUCUGGAGGGCCCUCCUUCUCCAUAGUCUCCGCUUCAGGUCUGGCUACGGGUGCUCCUCUUUCUGUUAUCAUCGUGGGGGGCACGGUAUUUCUGUCAUCGCUCUCCCUGCCUGUUCACAACCAAAGUGUUUCAUUUCCCUUUACCCUUCACUUUCCAAUUUCACCCAACCACCCCCUGGCUCAACACCCAUGGGAGGGAAACGCACUCUUUCGCAAUCAACUGCCUCUCCCCCAACAAUUCCCUGUGAUCAUCCACCUCAACAGUCACCAAUGUCUUUCAAUUUCCCUAUACCUCUGAAACUGUCGGGUGGCGGGAGAAAGCAGCUUCUUUGGUGGCUGCCAUACGCGCUCGAGGGACAGAUACCCUAUUUUCCUUCAAUUAGCAUUGGCCUGUCGUCUUUUGGCGUGAAGGAGGGCCACUACGGCGCAGUGCUUGUGCCCUACGUCCCUCUUCGCCGCGACGCUGGUUUUCCGGUCUCCGUGGCGUAA